Messenger RNA from Chaetomium strumarium, 1602 nucleotides. RefSeq lists its product as uncharacterized. NCBI's taxonomy places the organism in Eukaryota, Fungi, Ascomycota, Sordariomycetes, Sordariales, Chaetomiaceae. The coding region runs from base 205 to 1371 and encodes 388 amino acids. The record is from RefSeq and is a predicted model, not a curated record. Gene Ontology annotation, molecular function: S-methyl-5-thioribose-1-phosphate isomerase activity. The transcript has 3 exons.
AUCGGUGACGGGGUUCUGUGCGGCGAUUUCGCGAUCUCAGGCCGCUGGAAACAAAAUUUCAGUUUACCCAGCGCAAACACGGACUUCCUCACGUCUCAAAAGCAGAGUCAGUUCAAUUUAAGAUUCGAGUGCAAGGUAUUACUUCUCUACUUCAAGCUGGGCUUACAGAGCUAUCCUUUCCAUCUGCGGACAGCCAAGCAAGCCAUGGCCACACUCCAGGCCAUCAAGUAUGAGCGGGGCAGGCUGUUAGUGCUCGAUCAGCUCAGGCUGCCCCACGAAAACCACUACGAUGAGGUCUCGACGGCCGAGGAGGCCUUUGAGUGCAUUCGGUCUAUGAGAGUUAGAGGGGCCCCAGCGAUCGCCAUCGUGGCUGCCCUGGCGCAUGCAGUUGAGCUGCACAACGGGAGCUGCACCGCAACAACCCCAGAAGAGACGGUCGCCUACAUCGAGUCUCGGCUAGAUUUCCUGAGGGAGAGCCGGCCAACCGCCGUUGACCUCUCCAAUGCCAUCUCUCUCCUCAAACUGGCCGCGAGAGCCGCCAAGAUCGAGGGGUUGGCGCACCCUGAGGCCAAGGCCGCCAUCCUGAACUCGUACAUCGAAGCGGCAGAGAAGAUCUUGGAGAAAGACAUAGAAAACAACAAGUCUAUCGGGCGGUACGGCAGCCUCUGGUUGAGCCAGCAGUUCAACGCCAGACGAGACCGUCCAAUAUCGGUCCUCACCCACUGCAACACCGGCUCGCUCGCCACCUCCGGUCACGGCACCGCGCUCGGCAUCAUCCGCACCCUGCACUCCGAAGGCUUGCUGAAGCACGCCUACUGCACCGAGACACGCCCUUACAACCAAGGCAGUCGACUGACGUCGUUCGAGCUUGUCUUCGAGGGGAUUCCUUCCACCUUAAUUACCGACAGCAUGGCGGGUGCCCUGUUCGCACUGCACCGCGAGCGCAUGAACAUUGGCGCUGUCAUCGUCGGUGCCGAUCGUGUCGUGCGCAAUGGCGAUACCGCCAACAAGAUCGGCACAUAUGCACUCGCGGUUCUCGCCAGGCAUCACGGCGUCAAGUUUGUGGUGGCCGCGCCGACGACCAGUAUCGAUCUCGAGACGGAGACAGGCGAGGGUAUUAAGAUCGAGGAGCGCAAGCCCGAGGAGCUGACUCAAAUCACUGGCGCCGUCGUCAACGCUGACGGGAGUGUUGACACAAGCCGGACGGCACGGGUGGCCACUGCGGACCAGAGGAUCGGCGUCUGGAAUCCCGCUUUUGAUGUCACGCCGCACGCGCUGAUCGAUGUGAUCGUGACGGAGCGGGGGGCCGUGGUGAAAGGGGCGGACGGGAAGUUUAACUUUAGCCAGGUGUUGCCUGAGAGAUGGCGCUGACUGGCCGGGGGUCUGUUAGGGUUAGUUGGACUGGAAGGGUGAUUUACAAGAUAUACAUGAUGGCAUGAAUUCCAUGUACGGUAGAUUUUCUUUGGCGACUUCCCUUAGAGACCGAAGCCAAAAUCCUGCGGCAUUUCCUGGGCCCCAGCACUUCGAGUUCGCGUCGUCCUGAAGAUCUCUGGGCUGAGAGACAGCGUCCAACGGUCUUGGCGGCGUUGCCAGGGUAAGAGU